CCUUCUUAAACCAGCAACUCUCCCGAGCUCCGAUCCACCGCCGCCCCCAGCCCCAUGGGCAGCAAAACCCUAGCAGCAGCCGCACCAACCGGUUGUUGCCGCUCCCCAUAGCACGCAGAUCCCGCCACACGCCGACCGGAUCCGAUGGCGGAGCUAUCCGCCGGCGUCUCCUCCCCGCGCGCCUCCGCCGUCUCCGCCGCCGCCGCCGCGGCGGCGGCGGCGGCCGCCGGGCCGGCGGUGCUGUCCUCCCCGCGCGCGGCGCCGAGGGCGGCCCAGCAGUUCCACCACCGGCGGUCGCCCUACAGGGCGUACCUGCUCGCGCUCUGGCUCGCCGGCUUCGCGCUCGUCUUCCUCUGGCAGAACACCUCCGCGGGCCGCCUGCGCCUCCACACCCGCCCGCCCACGCCCACGCCCAGGCGCGCGCCGUCCGCCGCCGCCGACGCCAUGGGCCAGUGGGUGGCCUCGCCGCCGGAGUACGAUCUGAGGGAGUUCGGGGGCGUGGGGGACGGGCGGACGCUCAACACGGCGGCAUUCGAGGCCGCGGUGGCCGCGAUUGCGGAGAGGGGUGGCGGGCGGCUCACCGUGCCCGCUGGGCGGUGGCUCACCGCGCCGUUUAACCUCACCAGCCACAUGACGCUCUUCCUUGCUUCCGGGGCGGAGAUCCUUGGGAUCCAGGAUGAAAGAUACUGGCCAUUGAUGUCUCCAUUACCAUCGUAUGGAUAUGGAAGAGAGCACAAGGGACCUCGAUAUGGGAGCCUUAUACAUGGCCAAGACCUGAAGGACGUGAUUAUAACUGGUCAUAAUGGCACCAUAAAUGGGCAAGGCCAAAGUUGGUGGAUCAAAUUUCGCAAGAAGCUCCUCAAUCACACACGGGGCCCUCUUGUUCAGCUCAUGCGGUCAAGUAACAUUCUUAUUUCUAACAUCACUCUACGUGAUUCUCCCUUCUGGACACUUCAUGUAUACGAUUGCAAGAAUGUUACUAUCUCGGAAACUACAGUCCUGGCUCCAGUUGUUGGGGCUCCAAACACUGAUGGAAUAAAUCCAGAUUCUUGCACAGAUGUGAUGAUUGAAAAUUGCUAUAUCUCUGUUGGUGAUGACGGGAUAGCUAUAAAGAGUGGUUGGGAUCAAUAUGGAAUUGCUUAUGGGCGUCCUUCUACUAACAUCACUAUUCGCAGGGUCACAAUCCGCUCCAUGGUGAGUGCUGGUGUAUCUAUAGGAAGUGAGAUGUCUGGCGGUGUUUCAAACGUUUUGGUAGAGAAUGUCCACAUUUGGAGUUCACGGCGAGGUGUGAGGAUAAAGACUGCCCCUGGAAGAGGGGCCUAUGUAAACAACAUCGCCUACCGAAACAUAACCCUCGAAAAUGUCCGUGUUGGUAUUGUGAUAAAGACCGACUACAACGAGCACCCAGAUGAAGCCUUCGACCCAAAGGCUGUUCCCAUUGUGGGUAACAUUUCUUAUACAUCAAUCCACGGGCAAAGGGUUCGUGUACCAGUCAGGAUACAAGGGAGUGCAGAGAUCCCUGUGAGGAAUGUUACUUUCCAUGAUAUGUCAGUUGGUUUACUUGACAAGAAGUACCAUGUUUUCCAGUGCUCCUUCGUCCAGGGGCAGGUCAUUGGCUAUGUUUUCCCUGUGCCGUGCAAGAACCUGGACCUGUAUAACGAGCGGCGAGAGCUGGUUAAAGAAUCAACAUUACAGAACAUCUCCGAUAUCGACUACAGUUUCUGACAGAGGUGGUCUGUCUUACUGUACUAUUGUUGUAGGAGUAUACAGUGGUCAGCUUAGUCUUAGUUCACCAUGUCCACAGGCAAUUUUGUUUGUAGCUGUUUUACACAAUUACACGUCACUCUCAGGCAUGUAUAUUUAUGGAGGCCCCGACUUGUCUAUACUGUUUCAUAGAAAGUUACUUAUGUUUUCACA
Lolium rigidum is the source of this 1917-nucleotide messenger RNA. RefSeq names its product probable polygalacturonase. Gene Ontology annotation, biological process: carbohydrate metabolic process. The record is from RefSeq and is a predicted model, not a curated record. The coding region runs from base 145 to 1725 and encodes 526 amino acids. Gene Ontology annotation, molecular function: polygalacturonase activity. The transcript is spliced from 5 exons. NCBI's taxonomy places the organism in Eukaryota, Viridiplantae, Streptophyta, Magnoliopsida, Poales, Poaceae.